This is a messenger RNA of Pelagomonas calceolata, 1827 nucleotides long. The record is from the annotation of a GenBank genome assembly. Lineage: Eukaryota; Pelagophyceae; Pelagomonadales; Pelagomonadaceae.
CUGAAACCGCUUUGCUCCGGAACGCGAUUGUUUGCCCUCUGACUGCUGUUAAACGCUUCAUCAACGCUGCCGUUCUUUUCCGAAGACCACGAAUUUGCACUCACGGCAAUUUCACAACUGCUGCCUUGCGUGCGAGGCCAAAAUCUGAGGAGCACGAGUUUGGACCAUUUUGACCACGCCCAUCACAUCGCAUAAACAAUGCUCGUCGACCUCUACGCCGCGCCCUACACGGCAGCAGCUCUGAUAACCACCACGGUCCUCGCGCUGCUCUACGGCCGCGAGCGCAAGAAGACGAAGCGACCCCACUGUCGUGAUGUGCGCCUGCCGGGCGGCGAGAAAUGCGUGGUUUCUGGUGUAGCCUUGGGCCUCCCGGGAACUAGAAGAAGGGUCUUCGACCCGAGCAAUUUCGCAGUCCUAAGGGAAGGCACAAAUUUACUAGAAAAGGUCGACGAAGCAGGCGUCAAGGCCAUGUUAAGGAGGAAUGUGGCAAGACUACGCAAGGAGCACGGCAAGGCCACGAAAUUGCCGAUCACGCAGGAGAAUAAUAUAGCCGUGUCCGCGCGGCUCGGCGUCUUCGACCUUUGUCGGGAUUACGGCGUUCCCGAGCCAUUGGUAAAGACCAUGGGCCGCGCGACGCAGCUCGCCGUCGCUGCGGGCUUGGAAUGCAUGAAGGACGCCGGGCUGAUUCCUUCUGUGGAUGGGCAGCUCCCCGAAAGCCUCCGGGACGGCACGGGGAUUAUCUAUGCGACGUCGUUCCCAGCCUUAGAUGCCGCCAUCGGCGAGAUCUCGAAGUACGGCGAUCCUAGAAGGCGACCUACUUCCGAGUUAAUAGAUGCUCUGGCAACACGCAUAGACCCGGAAAAUCAAGAUCUACAGGCCGCUCUACAUCUGUUAAGAGCCAAGGCCCAGGAGUGCCAGAAGCCCUAUGCGUUCGAUCGGAAGUUCCUGUUCAAGGUUUUAUGUUUGGCGAAUUCGCAGCUGGCGCAGCUCGUGAAAGCGCGCGGUCCCAACCUCCAAACGAACGCCGCGUGCGCCGGGACGACGCAAGCCGUAGCCUUAGCCCAAGAUCUCAUAAGAGCGGGCCGCUGCGACCGGGUUGUUGUGGUGAGUGGAGACGACGCGUCGGGCGACGCGCUCAUGCCGUGGGUGGGCAACGGCUUUGCGGCGCUCGGGGCGGCGUCGAUCGCGAAGGACGCUUCGUCGAUAGCGCGACCCUUCGAUAAAAGGCGGUCGGGCAUGGUCGUCGGCGCGGGCGCUUGUGGGUUGGUCAUCGAGCGCGCUUCCUCGGUGGGUGCCCGGCAACCACAGCGGCGCGCAAGGUGCCGCGUCGUCGAAUCUCUAGUCAGCAAUUCAGCGUUCCAUGGGGCGGCCAUGUGUGCCCAACAUAUCGCUACGGAGUUGGAGGCCUUCCUGCAACUCGUCGAACGAAGGCACGGCAUUCCUCGGUCAGAAAUAGCACGAGGCGUCUACCUGAGCCACGAGACGGGCACGCAUGCCACACCGUCAUCAUCUUGCGCGCACAACGAGGUGCAAGCUUUACGGGCGUGCUUCGGGGACGAUUUGAAUGAACUGCGACUGGUGAACACGAAAGCGUUGACCGGCCACCCGAUGGCCGUCGGCGUCGAGGACGCCGUCGCGGCCUACGCCCUGUCGCGGAACGUGUCGUUCCCGCCCAGACCACCAAACUGCGUCGCCGACCCGAACCUCGGCUCGUCCCUGAGGUUUGCGGAUAGGCGGCCCGCGCGGUACGCGCUGCGCUUCGCGGCGGGGUUCGGAAGCCAGGUCGCGUUCGUGCUCUACGCUUCUGCUUAACAUUACAUCACACUU